Molecule: messenger RNA, 4394 nt
Organism: Microcebus murinus (gray mouse lemur)
Lineage: Eukaryota; Metazoa; Chordata; Mammalia; Primates; Cheirogaleidae
Gene: ZNF329
Product: zinc finger protein 329
Biological process (GO): regulation of transcription by RNA polymerase II
Cellular component (GO): nucleus
Molecular function (GO): DNA-binding transcription factor activity, RNA polymerase II-specific; RNA polymerase II transcription regulatory region sequence-specific DNA binding
Source: RefSeq, a predicted model, not a curated record
AAAAAAAAAACCACAGGAGAAAAGAAGUAUCAGCGGUAUAAAAAGAUAAUCGGGUAAGGAAAUAAGUAAGCUGCAAGAAGGGCAGCGGGACCGACGUGCGCAGUGAGAGGUGGCAGCUAGAGGUCGGGGACUCCAGGCUGGGGUCAGAGGUCGCCGGCUAGAGGUCGGGAGCGCCGGGCGUCUGAGAGAGGUCAAGAGCGAGAGGUCUGGGGCGCGGGGCGUGGGUAAGAAGCAGUGGGUGAGAGGGUCCAGAGCGCGCCGCUGUCAAUCAACCCGGAAGAACGAGGAGGGGCCGUAGAGCCUCCGGGGAGGUGCACAUCCGGGUCCCGGCGUUCGCGCAUGCGCACCAGCCCUGAACAUGGCCGCUGCCGCCCGACCGCAGUGAGCCUCGCCCCGCGCAUCGACCUUUCAGUGCUUCGGUUUCCCCACCGCCUAAAGGACGGCGUGAGGGCGCCGGGUUCUGGUGGGGCGGUGAGCGGCGCGUCCGCGGGUGGUUUCACACGCGUAGGGGGCGCGUCGGACCUGUCGGGGCGGGGGUCCUGCCCGGGGCGCGGCGGUCCUCGCGGGUGUGGACGCCCCCGGCGGCGCAGGCGAAGUUGCCCUCAGGCCGGCGUGGACGCUCCUCUGAGCGCGGGGUCUCCCGGAGCUGGUGUGGACGCCCCUGCUCUUCCCUUCGCGUCCCCUCCUGGGGCAUGAGACUGAAAAUGACAGCUCAGAAUAUUCGUGAGGAAGAACUAUCUUGUGCCAUAGAAAUGGAAGGAUUUAUGAAGGAGGUUCCUUGUUUUUCCAUUCUAGGGGAUAGUUGGGACUAUGAGAACCAGGAGGAACAUUUGAGGCAAUCAGCUUUAACUCCAGAGAAACCAAGGGCUCAGGAAGCAAUUAGUGAAUAUCCUGGUUUCGGGGAACAUUUGAGUGCAAGCUCAGACCUUUCAUCAGCUCAGACAGUUCCUAUAACAAAUGGCUUCCAUAUACAUGACUCAGAUGUUAGAAGUCUGGAUUGUGACCCAGCCUUACACAGUUGUCCCAAAAGUUAUGCAGCUAAGAGAACUAGUGACAAUGCCUAUGGAAAAGUCUUCAACUAUUCCAUCGAAGUUACUCAAUUUGGAAGAAAUCAAAUCAGAGGGAAACCUUAUAAAUACCCUGAAAGUGUUAAAUCUUUUAACCAUUUUACCUCUCUUGGUCAUCAAAAAGUAAUGAAGAGAGGCAAGAAACUAUAUGAGGGUAAGGACUUUGGGGACAUCUUUAGCCUGAGCUCAUCUCUUAAUGAAAACAGGAGGAAUCACCCUGGAGAGAAACAGUAUAAAUGUACUGAAUGUGGCAAAUGCUUCAAACGGAACUCUUCUCUUGUUUUGCAUCACCGAACUCACACUGGAGAGAAACCUUAUACCUGUAAUGCAUGUGGAAAAUCCUUCUCCAAGAACUACAACCUGAUUGUGCAUCAAAGGAUCCAUACAGGAGAGAAGCCCUAUAAAUGCAAUAAGUGUGGGAAAGCUUUCAGUGAUGGGUCAGCUGUAACACAACACCAGAGAAUUCACACAGGUGAGAAACCUUAUGAAUGUCUAGAAUGUGGAAAAACCUUCAACCGAAAUUCAUCCCUGAUUUUGCAUCAAAGAACUCAUACAGGGGAAAAACCAUAUAGAUGUAAUGAGUGUGGGAAACCCUUCACUGACAUCUCCCAUCUCACUGUGCACCUCAGAAUCCACACUGGUGAGAAGCCCUAUGAGUGUAGCAAAUGUGGAAAGGCUUUCCGAGAUGGCUCAUACCUUACCCAACAUGAGAGGACUCACACUGGAGAAAAGCCCUUUGAAUGUGUGGAGUGUGGGAAAUCCUUCAACCGAAACUCUCACCUCAUUGUGCAUCAAAAGAUCCAUUCUGGAGAGAAACCUUACGAAUGUAAAGAGUGUGGGAAAACAUUCAUUGAGAGUGCAUACCUCAUCAGGCACCAAAGGAUUCAUACUGGCGAGAAGCCGUAUGGCUGUAAUCAGUGUCAAAAACUUUUUAGGAACAUUGCUGGCCUUAUUCGGCACCAGAGGACUCAUACUGGUGAGAAGCCCUAUGAGUGUAAUCAGUGUGGCAAAGCUUUCAGGGACAGCUCCUGUCUGACCAAGCACCAGAGAAUUCACACCAAGGAGACCCCAUAUCAGUGUCCAGAAUGUGGAAAGUCCUUCAAGCAGAAUUCUCACCUGGCAGUACAUCAGAGACUCCAUAGCAGGGAGGGACCCAGCCAGUGUCCUCAAUGUGGGAAAACAUUCAGAAAGAGCUCUUCUCUCAUCCAACAUCAAAGGACACACCCUGGAGAGCAACCCAUGGAAACAUAGUGAAUGUGGGCCACGGUUUUCUCCCAACUUGCUCUCAGAAUCCUACAUGAAGGUGUGUCUUCAGAUGUGACUUCUCCCUGGUCAGUAGAAAAGAUAUUUUUUAAGAGAUGGGAUGUUGCUAUGUUGCUCAGGCUGGUCUCAAACUCCUGGCUUCAAGUGAUCUUCCUGCCUUGGCCUCCCAAAGUGCUGGGAUUACAGGCAUGAGCCACUGUGCCCAGCAGAUUUCUUUAAGCUAUCCAGUGAACUGAUAAAUGUGAGACAUUCCUUAGCCAGAUUAUUAAAUUAUUCAUUGGAGAAUUCCUGGAGGGAACAUAGGAUGGUAAUAAAUGUGGACAAAGCUUCAGGGAUGGUUCGGCCUAUACCAAACAUGACAGCAUAUACACUGAAAUAGAACAUGAGCAUGUGUGGAAGGUACUUCCAUUGAGAUACCAACCCACUUCUGCAUCAGAAUGCUUAAACUAAAAAGAAUCUGUGAAGGUAUUCGGUAUGAGAAAUCCUUUAAUAGGGAGUUUCCACCUCAUUGUACAUAAACAAACUCUUAAUAGAAUCAGACCUUUAAAAUAUAAUCAGGAAGAGAAGCUUUUUGGUAGGAGCUCUUACUGUCUUUUCUGUAUCAGCAAACAGGUACUGGUGAGAGAUCCUAUACAACACUCCACUCACAGCACUACAGCAUUAUAGUUAGAUUUUGCUAUUUGAAAGCAUUUCUGUGUUUGAGUCCUGACAGAAUGCUGAGGACUUGUUUCGGAAGGGGAAACUCAAUGGAGAAAUUGCUUGUGACUGAACAGCAAAGUUGUCCCUCUUAAAGCUAAAAAAGAAGCUCAUGCUAAGAUGGAAAGGGAAUAAACACAAUUUGUUGCUUUAGUUGUUGAAACAAAAAAUACUGAGUUGUUAAUGUUUACGUUACCUUCCACCCUUGGCACCAGUUAUUCAUUUAGGACACUUCUAAUUUGUCCCAUUCAACUUCUCUGAACCAUAAUUAUAAAGGUCUUAUUGCCAUGUUGAAAAUGUUUAUAAUAUGGUAAACAGAAGGUUUGCUAUCUUUACAGCUAUGUAAACAUAUGUGCACAUAUGAACGUAGAUUGGAAGUGGAUGAUGGAAAAUAAAUAAACGUGGUUUCCUUAUGGAACUGGAAUUGUGUAUGUUUUUUUCCCCUGUAUUGUAAAUUAUACAUUUUGGUAUAAUAAUUUGAUAAUGACUAAAUAAAGUGAAGCCAAAAAGUGAACUGGGGGUUUCUCUGGAACUUCUUUGCUAAUAGAGGCUAGAUCAGGGAUCCAGGGCACCUGGAAGCAUGGUGGGGUCACCUAGGCAGAAGCUUCUGUGGAAGCAGAGCAUCUCAGCCCAGGGCAUAAGAAUCAUUUUCUUCUAUGGAACUUGGAUUAUGAGGGGUGCCAUUGUGGAGGACAGAGUGGGUCUCAGAAUGGGGAGCAGGAAGCUGCAGUGAAAUCUGAGCUCUUUCUGAAUGUUUUCCCUGGGAUGACCCUGGAAUGUCCCUUCCAAGGUGGUGCAUUGCUAGCCAAGUGAAGUAGUUAAGCUGGUCAACACAGCAUCAAAGCUCUGAGAGGGGAUCCCCUUGGAAUUUUGACUUGCCCAUAUCUUGUAUUCCCUGGCUUCUAUGGGCAAGUCAGAGUGAAAGCCACUUUGAGCUAAUGAAGGCUGUGAGUUGCACGAGUUAGAAACCCAGCCAGGCAUCUGUGGCUUCUCCAUUUGGGUGCCCUUCCCUGACAGGAAGAACCUCAGAUAAACCUCACAGAGGAAGUGGAUCCCCACCUGUCUCCAAUGCAGCCCAUCCUGUGGUCCAUGGAGGUGUGGGCAGGCUUUUUGUGAAGACUGGCUAGUUCAUGUGUAUGGGUGUCCUUUUCUUUCUGUGAAGCGAGUCCUUUCAUCAGAUUCUGAAAAGAGUGGGUAAGAAAUCCUGAUCCUGAAGUUUGUUGGAGUUGAGUUCUGAACUGCUGUCUUAAGAUGAGCUUUUUUAGGAGCACAUAUCAUGCCUCAGUGUGUGGCAUGUGGCCUCUUCCCAGGCAGCAUCAGCUGAAGAGAAAUGUGGAACAAGUUUGCUUGCCCCAUCAAAUCCAUUUC